Closterium sp. Naga37s-1 is the source of this 1539-nucleotide messenger RNA. The record is from the annotation of a GenBank genome assembly. Lineage: Eukaryota; Viridiplantae; Streptophyta; Zygnematophyceae; Desmidiales; Closteriaceae.
AUGAUGCCCGUCGCACUACUACCCUCCACACCUGUAGCAUGUGCGUUUCUACUAUUAGUAGCGAUAGCACUAUCACCUCUCCUCUGUACGGCCCGAACUCCACGGCUUGAGUCAUACGAGCAAGCGUUUUCACAAAAGCAGAGCCAUCACUCGGGCGAGGCAGUUACUGCUCCUACGCAUCACCUGGUGUCGCCUGGACGGGCUUUAAGAAGACGCGGUCUCGGCGGUUUGCCCCGACUCCCCUCGCUUAAAGCCCUCCUGACGAUCCUCGAGGGCCGUUCCUCCCCAUCCCCCCCUCCGCCACGGUCUCCUCCGCUCUCCCCACCCCCCCCUCCCCUUCCGCCGCCUUCUCCGCGCUUCCCACCCCCCUCUUCCCCUCCCCCUCCGCCACAGCCUCCUCCGCCCUCCCCACCCGUCGCGCGUAACUUUCCCCUCCCUAUCACGUCUCAGCCACCCCCAUCUCCCUCCGUCCGCAGUCCCCCCUAUCCUCCCCCGCCAUCCCCUUCGCUGCCCUCUCCGCCUCCGCCGCUCCCCCUUGCUUCCCCUUCGACUCCCCCGCCCUCCCCCGCGUUGUCCUCCAUGGAUUUCUCCCUUCAGCCUCGGCGGCGAGGGGAUUCCUAUAUCACCGCCACUCUUGCGCCUCUCGGGCCUUCCCCCGCCCCCGCGCCUGCCCCUUCCCCUUCCGCCUCCGCCUCCGCCUCCGCACCCGCGUCGGAAGGGGGAGAAUCAUUGGGCCUCUUCCUACCUGUGGACGAUCCAGAUUAUUUCCCCCCUGACGGUCCGGAUCUCACCAAUUCCAACCCUUCAGGCGGCUCCCAAGGCAACAGCGGAGGUUCGGAUGGCGGAGCUUCCGAGCCUGGGUACCCCCCUCCGCCUCCCCCCAAGGAAAGGCCUCCAGGUUGGGUGGAGCUGACGUACGGUGGCGGGCCGGUGAAGCACGAGCCUAUUAACGCGUACCUACUGUACUACGGCGCGUGGGAGUCCCCAUCGUUCACCAUAGAGAACUUUAUCAAUUCUCUAAGCCAGGACCCGGACGAGUCAGAGGCCUACGGCGAAACUGACGCCUAUUCUGGCAUGGUGUCUGGGGAGGAAGGGGAGGUUUUUUCUGGGCAGGCGGCAUCUGUGUGGGGGUGGUGGAGAGUGGUGGGUCGGUAUACGGGGCGGGACGAGAGCAACCCUGGCAUCUUAGUCAACGUGACAGACCAGGUUAUUCUGGCCGGGUCGGGGAGGGACAACUACUCUGCUGGAAGUGAUCUAACAGGCUGUGAAGCCUCUGUUGAAACGGUUCUCAGCAAUGCGUUGGGCGACGGUGGCAUGCUUCCCGUAGACGACACGGCCAUCUACUUCAUUCUCGCAUCCCCCGAUGUAGCACUAGCAGCGCCGUACGAGAACACUUACAUGUGCGAUGACUGGUGCUCCCUGCGGCAGCACAUGAACUUCACGGCAUGGGAUGGCUACACGAGCAGCAUCCGAUACGUGGUUAUUGGCGACGCUAGCAAGUGCCCGGAGAAGUGUGCUCACCUAUUUGGCCACUCGUAA